Molecule: messenger RNA, 1167 nt
Organism: Fusarium keratoplasticum
Lineage: Eukaryota; Fungi; Ascomycota; Sordariomycetes; Hypocreales; Nectriaceae
Exons: 2
Coding region: 1-1167 (388 amino acids)
Molecular function (GO): FAD binding
Source: RefSeq, a predicted model, not a curated record
AUGGCACCUCAGAUCGCGAUUAUCGGGGGUGGCCCCAGCGGCCUCACUCUAGCCCGCCUUCUCGAAUGCAACAACAUCGACUACGUUGUCUACGAACGCAACCUCUCUGAAAACUCGCCCCCCGGACAAGGUGGUUCCCUUGACAUCCACGGAGCCACAGGACAAGAAGCUCUUAACCGUGGAGGGUUAUCUGCUGAGUUCGAGAAGCUCGCUCGCCGUGAUGCAACAGUGGCCCAGGUCGCUGAUAAGACGGGUAAGCUGCUCGUCAAGUUCGGUGAGGGACGAGAUGCGCCUGAGAUUGACCGAGUUCAACUUUGCAAACUCCUGCUCGACUCGAUUCCUCGGCAUAAGAUUCAGUGGAACAAGGCCGUGAAACAAGUGGAAAGGGAUGCCAAGGGAGAUGUUGUCGUUCGCUUUGCUGAUAGGACUAAUGUAACCGGCUUCCGGUUGGUAGUUGGAGCUGACGGAGCCUGGAGCAAGGUCCGACACUUGGUUACGCCUGCAAAGCCCCAGUACUCUGGUAAGAGUUACAUCGAAGGCAAGAUUUCACCUGGAAACCCAUUCUACGACCAAGUCGAAGCCAGGGUUGGCCACGGGAGCAUGCUUGCUUUUGGUUCGAGGAAGCAUUUGGCCGUUCAGCAAAUGAGCGAUGGUUCCUAUCGAAUCUAUCUCGGUCUUGCAGUGGAUGAGAAUGCCUUUGCUCACGGCAACCCCAACGUUGACCUUGUCGCUGACAAUGGCGCCCUGGCUCGAGAGUUCUUCCUGUCUCAACCAGAAUACUUUGCGGGCUGGAGUGACGAGCUCAAGGGUAUUAUCGCCAAUAGCGAGGGUGGCUUUCGCUACUGGCCGCUCUACCACAUGGGCCCUGAGUGUCUGAGCUGGGAACACUCCCCUCAGGUCACUCUGAUUGGUGACGCGGCCCACGUGUCCACCCCAUUUGUUGGAGAGGGUGUCAACUGUGCCAUGUACGACUCUCUGGUUCUUGCGGAGAAGAUUCUUGAAUUUGGGACUGGCGCCGGCUUGGAUCAUGCUGUUGCCGAGUACGAAACGGACAUGUUUAAACGCGGUAGAGACUUGAUUGAGCGAAGUAUGGGAUCUGCGGAGCUCCUGUUUGCUGAAGAUGCUCCGAAUGGACUUGUUCAGAUCAUACAGGGUGGCUCUGAGUAG